GGAGCCGGCGCCGCGCGAGCCCGAGUCCAGCCCAAGCCGCCCGGCCGCCUUUGUCUGCACCUCGCGCCUGGGUCGGGGACAGCUCCCCCCGCGGCGGGCGCGGGCCGAUGCCCCCGCAGCAGGGGGACCCCGCGUUCCCGGGCCGCUGCGAGGCGCCGCCCGUGCCGCCCCGCCGGGAGCGUGGGGGGCGCGGGCCCGGGGCGCCGGGGGGCCGGGGGCGCGCGGGCGGCGCGGAGGGGCGCGGCGUCAAGUGCGUGCUGGUCGGCGACGGCGCGGUGGGCAAGACCAGCCUGGUGGUGAGCUACACCACCAACGGCUACCCCACCGAGUACAUCCCCACCGCCUUCGACAACUUCUCAGCUGUGGUUUCCGUGGAUGGGCGGCCCGUGAGACUCCAGCUCUGUGACACUGCAGGACAGGAUGAGUUCGACAAGCUCCGGCCUCUGUGCUACACCAGCGCCGACAUCUUCCUCCUGUGCUUCAGUGUCGUGGGCCCCUCCUCCUUCCAGAACGUCAGUGAGAAAUGGGUGCCGGAGAUUCGCUGCCACUGUCCCAAAGCCCCCAUCAUCCUCGUGGGGACGCAGUCGGAUCUCAGAGAAGACGUCAAAGUCCUCAUCGAGCUGGACAAAUGCAAAGAGAAACCCGUGCCCGAGGAGGCGGCCAGGUUGUGUGCUGAGGAGAUCAAAGCUGCCUCCUACAUCGAGUGCUCGGCCUUGACUCAGAAGAACCUCAAAGAGGUCUUUGAUGCAGCCAUCGUCGCCGGAAUCCAGUACUCGGACUCUCAGCAGCAGCCCAGGAAGUCCAAGAGCAGGACUCCGGACAAGAUGAAGACCCUGUCCAAGUCCUGGUGGAAGAAGUACUGCUGUUUCGUAUGAUGCUGGUGGGGCCCCGACGGGCUGUGUUCCGACGAACUCCGCACUAGAGGCUAUAUUAGCUGAAACAACUCCUUUGACCAUGUAGAACCUGUAUAGAGAAUGCGCGUGUAUAUGGAUUAUAGGAGAUGCUCCAAUGUAUGUAUCCUUUCUUGCCUUUGACCUUCUCGUUUGUUUGAGCCGAGGGAUGAGAUACUUAUGCAAGAGAUCUUUGAAGUAAGUUAAGCGUUUGUCAUGACUCUGGGAAUUUAGAGCUCUAGACCUUUGGAUUAAUUUAUAUCUAAUAUGAAAAGGCACCUCAGAUCUGGGCGUCCAGAGUGAAAUUUUGCCACGAGAUAAUGCACAGAAGAACAAAGAGGAAAUGGCAUGGUUAGCUGUCCCUUGAUUGAGGGCCAGCUAUGGUCAGAGUAACUCUUAGCUUUGAAACCUCAUACUUUUCCCCCUUUUUUUUAAGGAGCAAAAGUCUGAGGAAAAAAAAGAGAGAGACCUUUGCCUAUAAAACCUCAAAUCAGUCACUUUGGUUGUAUUCUUAUACCUGGUUGCUUAAGAUUUAAAAGCAAGCAACAAAAAAACAUGCCACUAACUAUGGUGCUGUGUAGACCAAAAAGGAAAAGUUGUUGAUGGGAGUUUUUCAUCCUGAGACCGUAUCAACAGCCAAAAUGCCAUGAGGAGUGUAGCAAGUGAUAGCUCUGUUUUCUUUAGGGAGUGAUUCACGUUGAGCUCAGAGCAUGGUAUUUGCUGUCAUACACAUGAGCCAAACUGCCUGAACCUCUGUGAUGACAGCGCUCAGGAGACCUGUCGGGGUUGUUUCUUACCUUCUAGGCUUCCCUUGCCUCAUCUUCAGGGGGCGUGAACCCUCUUGCAAGGCCUGUAGCAGGCGGAUGUUUGGGGGACACAAAAUGUCCUUAUUUUCCUGAAGUCAGCGUAAAGGUACUUCUUUGUGUACGCACGCAAACACGGAUAUAGAGGUGGCCAUUCUUGCUUCUGAUUCAGACUUUUAAACAGUUAAUGGGAAAAAAUGUGGCCCCAGAAACAGCUGUGAGGGAAGCCUGGCUUCCUCUUUUAACACUUUCUGGAACAGAUCUCUUUUUGAUGAUGCCUUGAGAUGUGAUUCUAGGUGUAUCUUCACACAUUUUGGAGCCCAUGUUAAAACAUGAGCGUCUCUUAGAACCUAUUUUAAUAUGAAUGUCUCUUGAAACCUAUUAAAACAGCCAGUCAAAUCCACACAUGCCUUUCAGGGAGCUGGUGAUAGAGACAGCGCCUCGUGUGGGAUCGGUGGUGGCAGGGACCGCAGCACCCUUGCUCAGCUGUCUCCUCACUGUGGAACAGUCAGAAAACCACAGAUUGGUGACAUGUUUGUGUUCUUCCAGGUGGCGGUUUUUAGGGCUUCAUGUUCUGGAGGGGAAAAGUGCCCAAAGUGCCAGAGAGCAGUUUUACUCUGGGAUGGGGCUGCUUCUGAGAUGCCGAGAAGUAGCUGAAUGCAUCAGAUUGUGACGUCAGGCUUGCAGUGGUGAUGCAGAUCUACCAAAAUCAGUCAGUAACUGGGGAAAUCUCUGUAAUGCCAGCAGGUAGAGGAGUUUAUCUUUCUGUGGGUCUUGUCCUUUUUAUGUUAAAAAAAAAAAUCCAAUUUGUGUUUCUUUUUACAGAAAGUAAAUGAUCAGACUAUACUUUAGGUUAGAGGCUUCCUUCAUUUCUAUUAGUAAAUAAAAUUAACUAAUUUCCUUGUU
Aethalodelphis obliquidens (Pacific white-sided dolphin) is the source of this 2599-nucleotide messenger RNA. RefSeq names its product ras homolog family member U (gene RHOU). Gene Ontology annotation, biological process: small GTPase-mediated signal transduction. The transcript has 3 exons. The record is from RefSeq and is a predicted model, not a curated record. Lineage: Eukaryota; Metazoa; Chordata; Mammalia; Artiodactyla; Delphinidae. Bases 108 to 875 code for a protein of 255 amino acids. Gene Ontology annotation, molecular function: GTP binding; GTPase activity.